AUGUUUCGACCACUGAAAUCCCUCAGUGCUACAUACAGCCUACUAAGAAAAUUGCCAAGAGUUGCUCAUAUGAGUAGCAACUCUGAACCAAUAGACCCACCUAAUGUGUAUACAGAAAUACCUUGUUAUGAUUUUGAGAAACCACAAAGCCUAGAGAAAAGGAAGGCAAGACUUCUUUAUCAAUCCCGUAAAAGAGGUAUGUUGGAAAAUGAUCUACUCCUGAGCACUUUUGCUGCGAAAUACUUAGACGGCUUCAAUGAAAAACAGACAAUUAUGUACGAUCGUCUUAUAAAUUCUCCGAGCAAUGAAUGGGAUCUGUUUUACUGGAUGGUACAAAAGAUGCCUACACCACCAGAGUAUGACAAUGAGGUCAUGGAUAUGCUCAAAAAACAUGCCAAGAAUGAAGAGAGGCUAUGUCUGCGUGUACCUGACUUGUACUAA
Messenger RNA from Arctia plantaginis, 441 nucleotides. NCBI's taxonomy places the organism in Eukaryota, Metazoa, Arthropoda, Insecta, Lepidoptera, Erebidae. The record is from the annotation of a GenBank genome assembly.